AUUCACACCUCGCCUUGAUCUAUGAACAGAAACUUCGAGCAGCAAGCUACCUGUUUAUAAAGGCUUCCAACUCAGAAUGCCACCCGGAUAUAUCUCCCGUUCAACUCGUCAAUCCAUCCAACACCAUGGCGAUGCAGGCACUGGCCGACGUCCUCGCAAACGCGACCGACACAGAAUCCCACGAAGCCCCCGAACAGACGGUGACCAACUUACAACCAAAUUCCCAACCAGCACCCAACCCCAGAGAAUGCUUCGUCGGCGAGAUAGUCAUCGUCGGGAGCAGCAGCACGUACAGCACCGAAGUCGUCGUCAAGGAUAAAGAAGACACCGACCUGCGCGUCGGCUUCGCAUUCCCGCCUGACGGAUACGGCUAUGAAGGUGUACCGACAGAAUUCCUGAAACGGGGAUUAACGAUGCUGAUUCUCUAUCCAUCUCGGACGCAAUUGGACGGAGGGGGAGACUUGAUUGUCGUUCACAAUCCGAAGCAUAUCAAGAUCCUACCUUUUAGAAUGCCCUUCUACCUACGGCUCUGCGAGAGAGUCACCGAGUUUAGAUCUGUCGUUGGCAGACAGCGUAUCUGCUUUGGAUGCGAGACACGGAAAUACGGGC
Molecule: messenger RNA, 609 nt
Organism: Aspergillus versicolor CBS 583.65
Lineage: Eukaryota; Fungi; Ascomycota; Eurotiomycetes; Eurotiales; Aspergillaceae
Exons: 2
Source: RefSeq, a predicted model, not a curated record